AGUGGCAAGUUGUUUGUUACAGCGAACACCAGCUGCUGCUGCGCCGGGCGCCGCGCUCCGCCGGGCGCUGUUUGCUUGUCCACCCCGUAGCUCGCUGCACCCCGCAGGUCCUCCCCAGGCCUCCUUUUUUUUUUUUUUUUGCAACGUGCCAAGCUUCCUUUUUUCUGGAUCGAAUACAAAUCAGCCUAGCACCGAGCUCCGGCCCCCCUUCCCUGGGCCGGUUGCCCCAAGGCUUGGGGCACGCAGGGGGCGGGGGCCGCUGCUCGUCCCCGUCCCCAUCCCCGUCCCCGUCCCCUCCGCCCGCCCUUGCAACUCGGGCCAUCGCGGAUGAUCCGCUGUGGGGGACCCCUGGGCGGACGAUGGAACUGCACAUUCUGGAACACCGGCUGCAAGUUGCCAGCGUCGCCAAGGAGAGUAUCCCGCUCUUCACCUACGGCCUCAUCAAACUUGCCUUCCUGUCUUCCAAGACCAGGUGCAAGUUUUUCAGUCUGACAGAGACCCCUGAGGACUACACCAUCAUCGUAGAUGAGGAGGGCUUCCUUGAACUGCCCUCCUCCGAACAUCUGAGUGUGGCUGAUGCCACCUGGCUGGCUCUGAACGUGGUGUCUGGUGGCGGCAGCUUCUCCAGCUCCCAGCCCAUCGGUGUGACAAAGAUCGCCAAGUCUGUCAUCGCCCCGCUGGCUGACCAGAACAUCUCCGUGUUUAUGUUGUCCACCUAUCAGACUGACUUCAUCCUGGUGCGCGAGCGUGACCUACCCUUUGUCACUCACACCUUGUCCUCGGAGUUCACCAUCCUUCGGGUUGUCAAUGGAGAAACGGUAGCCGCUGAGAAUCUCAGCAUCACCAAUGGCUUUGUGAAGCCCAAGAUGGUCAAGAGACCCGUCAUCCACCCGUUGUCCAGCCCGAGCAACAGGUUCUGUGUCACCAGCCUGGACCCAGACACACUGCCUGCCGUCGCCACACUCCUCAUGGAUGUGAUGUUCUACUCCAAUGGAGUGAAGGACCCCAUGGCUGCCAGUGACGACUGUGGUCACAUCCGCUUCUUCUCCUUCUCGCUCAUCGAGGGCUACAUCUCCCUGGUGAUGGAUGUGCAGACCCAGCAGAGGUUCCCGAGUCACUUGCUAUUCACGAGUGCAUCUGGAGAGCUCUGGAAGAUGGUGCGGAUAGGAGGACAACCCCUGGGAUUCGACGAGUGUGGGAUUGUAGCCCAGAUCUCUGAGCCCUUGGCAGCUGCAGACAUCCCAGCGUAUUACAUCAGUACUUUCAAGUUCGACCAUGCAUUGGUUCCAGAAGAGAACAUCAAUGGGGUUAUCCACGCCCUGAAGGUCAGUCAAGGAGGGAAACAUUAGAAAAAGCUCAUCUCUGGGCUCCUCCCAGCCGCAACCCACCUGGGCCUUUCCCCCACGAAGGUUAUUCUUGCAGUAUUUCCCUAUGGACUGAAAGAUCGGCCCCGGGACCCUAAGGAAGGAGUCUCUGGGACAAUCCCCUGAUUCCUGACUUCUCCAGGCCUGGGCCCAAACCAAGGCCACCCCCACAUCCACCUCCAGCCUUCCAGAACCCCCAGCCUUUUCAAUAAUGACUCAGUUGCUCCCCAGUGGGGAUGUGUCCAUCUUCCUCCCCCAAGUUCCACCCCAGAGAGUGGUCUCUGAGGCCCAGGGGGCUCGGGAACAGCCCAAGGCCUCACAUAUAGCCCACAGCAAACACCAAAGGAAGCUGGCACCUCCCACUAGACAUUGGGAUUGGGGUCCCGAAGCACCGAGGGACACCUUCAGUUGGCGGAGCAAAAUUGGGUGUGCAAAGCCGGGGAAGCCCCCAUGAGGAACCCCCCAGGAUGAAUGGUAUGGUUGCUGCUCCAGUUUCAGAGGCUUAGGGGCUGGUUCCCUCAGGAUGGAGGCCAGCAGACCACCCUCAGGUCAUAAUGGCCAGUGAGCCUCAGACAGUAGCCGUGGGCCCCCUACCACCAAGCUGGGGGGAAAAAAAUCAAGACCCCAGAACCCACCUGCUGCCCACACAGGGCCUGUGUCAGUUCCCACUAUGACUGCCAAGAGGGGUCCUGGGCCAACCUCCCACCAAGAGCACUCGUCCCUGGAGGAGGAAGGAAUCCCAUGAUGCCUCCUUUCCCACCAGCCUAGAGCACCAGCUUCUAUCUGUCCUCUGUUCGCUCUCCCUGGGCCCACGUGGGCAAACCGAAACUCCCAGCAAUGGAUAUCCCCACGUGCCCAGGCCUGGAGUGCCCUGGGCCCUGUCCACCUCCCUAGCUGUCACUCAGACCAGCCUAGAGUUUCCUUCUUCAUCCUCUGUACCCCACUUUUAGGGGACAAAGCGGCCUCGGCCCCCUGCCUAAAAUGCACCCAGCAGUCCGUGGCCUUGGGGACAACCGGGAGGCAGCUAUCUUGAGCAUUUGUAGAGAAAAAAAAAGUCACCCUUGCGGUUUCUUUAUUUAGUUGUUUGCAUACAGGUGGCUAGGGAAUGAGUAGUUCUGUUUGGAGGAGAUGGGGCCUGUUAGAGUCUCAUUUGGGUGCCCAGGGUUCAGUGGCACUCAGCAGCACGGCGUUUCUACAGGGACAGACACGGAUGCAAAGAUGUAUCCUAAGAAUCUUGGCCUUGUCUUCUGAGGAGGGGUAUUAGGACAAAGCUCUGGCACAAGACACCAGGACCCCCACAGCACCCCCUGCGGGGCACCCCGGCAUAUCAGAGGUGGUGAGAACACCUGAGAGGGUUACCCUGAGCUGGGACUAUGGGGUCCAGCAGACUUAGGCAUUGGGGUGUUUUCUCGGGCCUGUAUUAGGCCGUCUCCAGCAAAGCCGGAGAGGAGAAUGUUUGUUUACCCCUGCACGGGUCUCAAUACGAACUGUGUUCCUCCCUUCUCCGGGCCACAGAAGCAAACCCAGAUGGAGGAUCUAUCUAUUCUAGAACCCUGUAGAAGCUCACAACCUAGCAUGCUAAUCAAAAUUACCUCUGGUGGGGUUUGGGUUUGUUUUUUUAAAUUCCUUUUGCACAAAACAACCAAAUCUUAUCAAUUGUUUUCUGGUCCCAGAAGGGAAAUGGCCAAGUAGGCAGGGCCAUAGUGAGGCCCGAGUCCCCUUCUUCUCACCCUGGAAGGCCUUGAUUGUCCAGGGCGCGCCUCUCGGUCACCCCUCCGGUCUCCCCUUCCAGUUGCCCCUUCCCACUGUGUAAGUGUGCUGGCCCAUGCCCCUGCCCCAGAAUUGUGUGCCCCACCCCCUAGACUUGCUAGGAUGAAACUGUGUAUUGUACACACCUAUAAAUACAUGUUUUAUGUCAAUAGAGAUAUAUUCUGUAAAUAGCAUAUAUACUUGAGCAAUAUAUAUGUUAAUAUAUUCCGUGUGCGCAGGACAUAGGCAAGGGCCUCACCUCACGUGCGCACACACAGGGACAUUUGAGCCACCGUAUAUUUUUAAUUUGAAUAUGUAGGCAAUACAGUGAUCGGAAAAGCCCUGGGGUCCUUGAGGCCAGCCUGAGGGGGAGACAAAGCCACCAGCCUACUGCAUCUAGAACAGGCUUAGGGGGCCAGCGUGGUCUACUUUAUUGCUACUGCACCCCAUGCUCUUACUUUAUUUGGGGGGAUAUUGGUCCAGGAGAGGGAUUGGGAUUUUUGCAUUUUAUCAGUGGCUCCCUCCCUCAGGGUUACUCCAAAAACUGUCUGGUAAACCCAUUGUGUUCUAGCCUCCCGCCCAGAGUCCCUUCUCGAUAGAAAGCUGUAGGUCUGGCAUCUUACCUGAUUUAUGGUUGUGUGUAUUACUUGUUUUCUUGAGACAGGGUCUUUUUAUAUAGCCCUGGCUGUCCUGGAACCCCCUGUGUAGACCAGGUUGGCCUUGAAUUUAUAGAGAUCUGCCUGCCUCUGCCUCCUGAGUGCUGGGAUCAAAGGUGUGCGCCACCAACACAUGGCUGAUUUUUUUUCUCCCUUAAUUCCUGCUAGUUUAGGAAUCUCAGGUUCUCUCCCCUGCUCUCUUCCUAAAGCUGACUCCAUAGAACCCAAAACACAUCACCCCAGCUGUGCGCCAGGAGAGGAGCUGGGCCCUGGGUUCUGCCUGCCAGUCUCUCAAGGACCCCAUUAUUUAGCUACUGGGUCCUUAUGAGUAAGCUGGCUCUCUGCGUUCUGUGGGUAGCGUUGACAUGACAUAGUCUACAGCUCUGGGGGAUGUGACAGUCCCAUUGAGAGCCUCUACUCUUGUGUUUUUAGUGCUGUCUCUCUACUUUUGGGCAUCUCCUGGUUUUAUGAAUGUGGGGGUGGGGGUCACUCCGGCCCCUGCUGAGCCAGCCUCAGAGGUGACCUAAGCGGCAUGCCAGUCAGCAGUCAGGGUUCUCUAGGGGACUUUGUAUUUUUCUGUGCUGUUGAGGACUGUAAGCCGGGCCUUGUGCAUUCAAGUUCUCCAUGGUAGGAGCCUGGGGGUGUUCAGAAGGUAAAGGGCCAGGAAUCACAGGUGCCCUGGGCAGGGCUGCCGAGUGAUGGACUCCAGCGCUCUGUGUCUGCCUGAAAGUCUAAUUGGAAAAGCUCACAGUGGGGUAUGGCUCAGGGGAUAGUGUGAUAGUGUGUUCACCUAGCAUGCUUGAAGCCCUGGGUCCGGUUCCCAGCACUUGGGAGACCAAAGCAGACAGAUCACAAGUUCAGGCCAGCCUGGGCUGCGUUAGACCCUAUCUCAAAAAAAAAGUCAAAUAUCACCUGUACCUUUUUGACUACCUGUCCACUACAGACUAAAGAAACUAUCCGGUGUCCCAUUGAUGGCUCAGUCCCACAGCCUGGAACUAUUUCUCCCCCAGACUCCCAACAGCACUGCUAACUAUAUACUCCCCUCUUCCACAGGGUCUCUAAAGACUGCACACACACACACCUCGCCCACCAGCCACAGACCACAGGUUCCUCUUGUGAUGGGUGGGGUCUCGGGGCCUGGUUCAGUCUGCUGCCAGUCUGGCGGUGGUGUGGAAGCAACCUGCUCAGGCUGGCGAGCUGGUUCCCCUGCACCUUUGAGAAGAAACUGUGGAAGUCAAAAGACAGGCAGGCAGGUGGGAAGCAGCAAGCUCCUGUGCAUGGCCAGCGCACCCCUUUGUAAGGUUCAUGAUCGUCAAAGAGCUGAAGCCCCGUGCUACCAGCCCCUCCCAGCCACGUUCCCAGGCUAACCCUUUAAAAAUCCCCAGGCACACACCAGAGCCUCUGGCUUGGAUAGGGGACAACACAGGCUCUUUGUGGCUAUGGCAACUCUGACAAAGGGAGCAGAAGGAAGGGUCUGUUUUGACAGGGUUACGGUCCGGUCCAUCACAGCGGCAGGAGCGUGAGGCGGCCAGCCGGUAGGUCCCGUGGCGCCCACGGUCAGACGGAUGCUGGGGCUCAGCUCUUUCUCCUUUGUAUUCAGUCCAGUGCGGCCCGCAUUCAGGGUUAGGUUUUCCCACCUCCAUUAAUCCAGUCUCCCUGACAGACUUAAGCAGAGGUUUGUCUUCUAGGUGGUUCUAGAUCCUGUCGAGAUGACUAUUAAGCAUCUGUGAUCAGAAUUGGGAACCGUAGAUGGGCUUGGCGAGGGGAGCCUGGACGGGCAAGGACUGGGGGCAGGACUCACCAACAGGGAUGGGAUAUAGCUUUGAGUUUCCAGGUGAUGGGCAUCGUCCUGAAGAUGGGAAUAUAGUCUGGAAGGGCGGCAGACCUCCAUUUUGACAUCCAGGAAGGAAGUGGGGCCGAGGUGGCCAACAGCCGGUCAGCCUCGCUUCGUGGUAUGUGGCCGCCGUGGAAGAGCAGAGCUAACUUAACAGACCUAACCUCUUCAUGCAUCUCCGCUUUCUGGUUCAUGUCCGUUCCCUAAUCUGAAGCAGCAAAAGGACACGUUUAACUGAUCCCAGGGUGACCUCCAGCACCCCCUCAGAAAGCUGCUCAGCUGGGGGAGGGGGGGCCCCGGAAGGCACCAGGCAAGGCCGUGGCGCUUGUGAGCAUCGGUUUGGAGGCGUUUUGUGGCACUUCGUAGAAGGACAGGGAAGCUGGGAAAGCCCAAAGUGCAGGGUGGCCCUGUCAGGGUGGUGUUCUGUGUGGUUGUAUUUACGUGCUUGCGCGCGUGUGUGUGUGUGUGUGUGUGUGUGUGUGUACAUGUAUUAGGCAUGAGUGUGUGCACACAUGUGCAGAGACUGUCUCAGAGCUACAAGCUGUUUUCAUGCAGUGUUUGGCCCCCUCAGCCUAACCCACUGCCGCAUACAGUUCACCAGGUUUGGGGGUGGGGCGGCUGCAGGCCCUGGCUCUGAGGUGGAACGUGGGGUUGCCCUGAUGGGAUAGUCUCCUUUCCCUCUUCUCUGCAUUCCCAGGAAAGACUGCCCUCAGAGGGAGUCCAUGCAGGCAGCCUGAGCUGGCCCAGGCCCCCCAUGGGACUCUCCAGACAUUUCAGUUUUGCAGACAGUAUUAGUAGGGAGAGGGACUGGAGACAAGAGGAGCCCCUUGCUUACCAGAAACUCAUCUUGGGAAGGGGUCCACAAAGCUAGAGUCCCCAGCUAUGGGCGGGAUUCAAGUCUACACGGGCAGAGCCUAGCACGGUUUCCCUUUGUACUGCCUCAGUUUACCUGUAUCGCAGGAAGUUAGAGCAGGGUCAGCCCCCGGACAAUAAACAGGGAGAUGGACGUUCAACCGUAGUUCUAACCCUCCUCUUGUAUGCCAAAAUCAUUUCCGUUAUCCUGAGGCAGGGGAGCAGGUGUGGGUGCCUGUGUGGUGUUUAAGGGACCCUGCCCUGCCCACAGCCCCAGCUGACCCUCACCUGGCAUGCUGUGCCCAGGUCACCAGCAACAGUGGUACUUCAUCGGUCCUGCAGCUUGGGUGAGGGGAGGACUGGGGUCCUACUCUCCCCACCUCCGGGGCCUUCAUGCUUUCGUUUUGUCAAAGAAAAAAAACCCUUCGGAGUUGUGUACUGUAUGAUGGAGAGAGAAAAAAAGUACCUAAUGUUCCCCCUAAAAAAGACAGUAUAUUUUGUACUUUGUAAAGUGUUCAUUAAAUGAAGGGGAAAAAAAGAUAA
Molecule: messenger RNA, 6998 nt
Organism: Mesocricetus auratus (golden hamster)
Lineage: Eukaryota; Metazoa; Chordata; Mammalia; Rodentia; Cricetidae
Gene: Castor2
Product: cytosolic arginine sensor for mTORC1 subunit 2
Exons: 9
Coding region: 360-1349 (329 amino acids)
Biological process (GO): cellular response to L-arginine; negative regulation of TORC1 signaling
Cellular component (GO): cytosol
Source: RefSeq, a predicted model, not a curated record